Molecule: messenger RNA, 2239 nt
Organism: Thermothelomyces thermophilus ATCC 42464
Lineage: Eukaryota; Fungi; Ascomycota; Sordariomycetes; Sordariales; Chaetomiaceae
Exons: 2
Coding region: 74-1930 (618 amino acids)
Biological process (GO): transmembrane transport; oligopeptide transport
Cellular component (GO): membrane
Molecular function (GO): dipeptide transmembrane transporter activity
Source: RefSeq, a predicted model, not a curated record
CGCUCAUUCCCAUUCCAUCUCUCCUCGUUUCGCCGGUCUGAGCAACUCUCUUGAGGAGCCUUCUCCUUCCUCCAUGGCGUCAGACCCAAAGAGCGUCGCGGUCAGCGACGACGUGAACGCUAUCGUCGAGGAGGGCAAGGAGUCCAAGCUGGCCCCGGUCCCUUCUAUCCAGGACAAAGAGAAGGUCGGUGCCGUCGUCAUCACGCCCGACGGCGGGAGCCCGACCGAGGAGGAGCUGCAUACUCUGCGGCGGGUGCCUGACAAGAUCCCCUGGAACAUUUACACCAUCGCAUUCAUCGAGCUGUGCGAGCGCUUCUCGUACUACGGCACUACCGCCGUGUUUACCAACUUCAUCCAGCAGAAGCGGCCCGAGGGCUCGUCGACCGGUGCUAGCUACGACAUCGAACAUGGCCAGGCCGGCGCCCUCGGUCGCGGCCAGCGGACCGCGUUUGCCCUGACCACCUUCAACUCGUUCUGGCAGUACACCAUGCCCCUGUUUGGCGCCUACGUCGCCGACAGCUUCCUCGGCCGCUACCGAACCAUCGGCUUCGCGCUCCUGGUGGACAUCUUGGGUCACAUCAUCCUCAUCAUCUCGGGCCUUCCCCCCGUCAUCAAGAACCCCAACGGCGCCCUUGGCGCUUUCAUCAUCGGUCUCGUCCUGAUGGGCGUCGGCACCGGCGGCUUCAAGCCCAACGUCAACCCCCUCAUUGUCGAACAGCUCGACCUCGAGCGGAUGGUCGUCAAGACGCUCAAGAGCGGCGAGCGCGUCAUUGUCGAUCCCGCGACCACGGCGUCGCGCGUCUACCACUACUUUUAUUUCUUCAUCAACAUCGGCGCCCUGUGCGGCCAGCUCUCCAUGGUCUACUGCGAGCAUUACGUCGGCUUCUGGCUCUCGUACACGCUCCCCACCGUCCUCCUGUGUCUCUGCCCGCUCGUCCUGCUGUGGGGUCGCCGCCGCUACAAGCGCGUUCCCCCGCAGGGCUCCGUCCUCGGCCGGGCCUUCAGGCUGUUCUUCCUCGCCAACAAGGGCCGCUGGUCCAUCAACCCGGUCAAGACGUACCGGCAGCUGCACGACGGCACCUUCUGGGAGAGCGUCAAGCCGUCCAGGUUCGACCCCGCCACGAGGCCCAAGUGGAUGGACUUCAACGACGCAUGGGUGGACGAGGUCCGCCGUGGCUUCAAUGCCUGCGGCGUCUUCUUGUGGUAUCCUCUCUUCUGGCUGUGCUACAAUCAGAUCAACAACAACUUGGUCUCGCAAGCGGCCACUAUGAAGGUGGGCGGCGUCCCCAACGACGUGUUGACCAAUCUCAACCCCUUCGCCCUCAUCAUCCUGAUCCCGAUCCUGGACGUGUUCAUCUACCCGGCCCUGCGGAGGAUACGCAUCAACCCGACUCCGCUCCGGCGCAUCGCCGUCGGCUACUUCGUGGCCGCGUCGGCCAUGAUCUGGGCCUGCGUCAUCCAGUACUACAUCUACAAGAAGAGCGAGUGCGGCAAGUACGCCAACGGCAAGUUCCCCGACGGGACCGAGCGCGAGUGCGCCGACGUCGACAUCAGCAUGUGGGCGCAGACGGGCUCGUACGUGCUCAUCGCCUUCUCCGAGAUCAUGGCGUCCAUCACGAGCCUCGAGUACGCGCACUCCAAGGCGCCCGCCAACAUGCGCUCCAUGGUCCAGGCCGUCGCCCUCUUCAUGAACGCCAUCUCGUCCGCCAUCGGCUUCGCCCUCGUCUCGCUCGCCGACGACCCCCUGCUGGUGUGGAACUACGCCGUCGUCGCCAUCCUCGCCGCCAUCGGCGGCACCAUGUUCUGGCUGCAGUUCCGCCACCUCGACAAGCAGGAGGACGAGCUCAACAUGCUGCCCAAGGGCGAGGUGGGCAGUGCCGUGGCCGUGGCCAAGUUCGAGGAAGACGAGAAGUCAGAGGCGAAGGUCUGAUCUCAGACUUCCAUCUGUGGUCCGAGAUUUUGUUGUUCUCUCUCUCUCUCUCCCUCUCUCUUUUUUGUCCUGGGCUGCGUAUGAAGAAGGUGUGGAAUUUGGAACGGAGUGUUUGAACCAUGCUGCAGCCUUGGAUAUCAUGUCUUGUCUUAGUGUUGCAGUCGAGUAGCGGUGGUUAUUCUUGUUUUUUUUUUUUCUCAUUAGUGAUACCAACUUAUCGUUUGUCGCCCAGAGGCAAAUGGCGAAUCUUGAUGAAUGAGAGGAAGUAGAGACCAAACGGUUUUGGCCGGAAACUAGGUUCUUGCUACA